Messenger RNA from Neoarius graeffei (lesser salmon catfish), 2980 nucleotides. RefSeq names its product LETM1 domain containing 1 (gene letmd1). The record is from RefSeq and is a predicted model, not a curated record. Gene Ontology annotation, molecular function: ribosome binding. The transcript has 9 exons. Lineage: Eukaryota; Metazoa; Chordata; Actinopteri; Siluriformes; Ariidae. Gene Ontology annotation, biological process: intracellular monoatomic cation homeostasis. Bases 1 to 1089 code for a protein of 362 amino acids. Gene Ontology annotation, cellular component: mitochondrial inner membrane.
AUGGCGGCGUCCUGCAUGCAGCUGUGCAGCGGCGCUUCUGUGACUUUUCUGUGCGGAUUUCGGUCCCUGGGGGCCACUGCGGGGUUCUGCAGGCCUCAGUUCACCGCUGCUCAUCUCAGAUUAUGUUUAACAAGGCGGUAUUAUUCACCUUCUCGAGCGAGGUACGGCCUUGGCCAAAGCGUCGUGUCCGGACUGAAAUGGGCAAAUGAAAAGUAUGAGAGAUUUCUUCAGCGACGGUUCCCUCGAUUCUACGUCCUCUAUUCUACGUUUAUACGAGGAUUUCGACUCUUCUUUGAGGAUGCUCGAGAAGUGCAUAGGAUCCGAAUUCGGAUGAUCCAAAACGGCAUCGAUCCUCAGAAGUUGCCUUACCGUGAAAUGGAGAAGCUCAGACAGUUCCACAGAGACAUGAUCAAAGCCAUUCCUCUGGUGAUCAUCUCCAUUCCUCCUUUUGCAAACUACCUCGUGUUUGUUUUAAUGUACCUUUAUCCCCGCCAGCUCCUGAUUCACCAUUUCUGGACGCCGCAGCAGCUGGUGGAGUUUCAAGGAGCGUAUCACGCCCAGAGGGCACGGCAUCACCAGCCACUGCUCGAAGGGUUGAAGAUGACCGCGUCGCACGUCGCACACGAGCAACUGAAGAGCCAACUUACAGAGCUGUGCAGUAAAGUCCAGAGUGGUGCUCACCCUGUUGUGUCUGAUCUCCAUGCAGUGAGAGCUUUAUUCUCAGGUCCUCCACUGGGUAUCAGAAGGAUGGGUGCAGAUCAGACGAGACACCUUUGCUCAUUGCUCUUCUUAACGCCCCGUCUCCCGGCUUUCUUGAUUAGCUGGCGCUUGAAUAGCCACGCCCUAGAGCUCAUGCACCUGGAUCGUGCCAUCAUCAACCUGGGCCUCCACCAGCUCAAUGACAUGGAGCUCAAAGAGGCGUGUUAUGUGAGAGGGCUGAACGUGGAGCGCCUGAGUCCUGCACAGUGCCGAGACUGGCUGUCACAAUGGCUGCAGUUCUCAGUGCACCUUAAAGAAUCCGAGACCGCACUGUAUUUGCAUGGGAUGAUGCUGCUAACACGAAACUACCCCAAACCACCACGCCGCUGACGAGACCCUGCGCUCUUCAGUGACUGUCCAUCAAGGAUCUGACUUAAAAUGUAGAGAAACCUCUAUCAGGGGAACACACUGCUGUUUAUCAGAGACGUGCCAGGCCGCUAUCAGGAUCAUACAGUACAGCUCGAAAUUACAGUGUUGAGUGAAUAUGAGAGAGAUGGUAAUCUGUGAGUUAUUUUUUGAUUUUUGUUUACUUGAGCAAAGUGAUUAGAAAGAUGGAUGGGAAUUGCGAUGAAGGCAGUAAAAACAAUACGGUGCAGUGAAGCGGAAGUUGGUCCUUCCUUUUGCCUUUAUCCUGUCUGAUUUCUGUAAAUGGAACAAUUGGAUCCAUUCCAGGUUUUGUCCUGUUCUUCCACAUCGGCUGGAGAAUGGUGGUGGAGAUCAUUUUCAGAUCAGACCACAGGUUUUCAGUCAGAUGUAAUCACGGCUUUCCAAUAAUAACAUUAAUAAUAAUAAUAAACCUUUCAUCUAGUCUUUCCGUUACUUAGAGUGCCUUCAGAACAAACACCUGUAUAUAAGGAAGAGAAAUUAACAAAAAAAGGUAUUUCAGCAAAUAGUUGAUUUUGGUCUUUGUCAAUAUCACGGUGUUUAAUAUCAACUGUAAAACAAGUCUUUAAUGACGAAGCAAUUUUAACUUGAAGUUAAACCAGAAACUUUUGACUGGCAGUAUACACAUUUAAUGGAUUUAUGCACUUUUGUUUGCAUUUAAACACACACACGCGCACACACACACACUUAAAGUAUUUAACUAUAUUUAAACAGACCAACCCAUUACCAGAAGAAAAAAAAAAAAAAUCCACAACAAGAAGUCAAAUGUAGACUGUGUCAAAAUGCCAGACCUGGCAACCCUGACCGGAUCAUCACAGCUGAAUGUUUAAACUUUCCCCCAUUUGGCCCACGUCCCAGUUUUUAUAAGAACUUGUUCCACCUACUUAGGCAAAAACAUGUAAAGGUUGGCAGCUCUAACGUCAUAUUUAACUGUUAUUCCAUGAAAUCGAGUCGUACAUGAGCUGAUAGUCGGCUGUAGUCCGUGUACGGCGAGAUUGAGUGGAAUAACAGUUUUAUUCUCUCCACAUUCACUGGAUUUUGAGAAACAGAGCAUUUUUAUUUUUUGCAAAUUCGAUAAAUAAAAAGUUUAUACAAAACAUCUGACAAAAUAAUUUCCACUCAGAAUGUAAACACACCGGCGAAAUGACAGGAGCAAUUUGUGAAAAAUGCGAUAAUUCUUGAAGGGGGGAAAAAAACAAGUUCUGUAGUACUUGAGUCCGAUUCGUGCCCUAAUUUUAAGGACUCAUGCCUCGACUUGGACACUGAUAACUCUGACUCGUGCAUCAACUGCAGUCGGACUCAUAAAUUGCAGACGAGGACGUGGAGUUUUUUUUUUCUAACAUGCCAUAAUUUAACAGGAGAUAUUCAUAUCUACAUUAAUUUUUUACUAAUUUCGUGCGAGAAUGCCACACCUUGGCAUGUGCAUCAGAUAGACUCUCGGGCGCACUCCGAACAGCACGCGCGCCGUAAAUGACUCACACCUGCACAGGAUUAAGGCGCAGUCAGCGCGCCUGUAUAAAAACUGUGAAAACACACGCACUUUGCGAAGUAUUGAGUUGCAUUGCUGACACAUUACCAAGCCUUAUUUCCUUGUUUGGUUUCCUGAUCCCUGAUUUCCUGUCUCUCGUCUUUCAUUCUGCCGAGUCUACAAUAGCCUGUUUGUGCCUCGCUCGACCUAUCGCCUGUUUCACUGUUUUACGAUUUUUCCUGCCGUUCUGGAUUGUUUACCGUCUUCACUUGUGUUAAUAAACACACCUUCUGCACUCACAUCCGUCUCCCAACCAUCUCUGACAGAAUACUUCACACUAAAAGAAAAUAAAGGUUCGCAACACUGUUA